AUGGCCCGCAUAUACCUGGGUAGCAUGAAAAUCACUCAUAUCACCGCUGAUUUGGAGAUCGCCAUCCCACUCCCCGUCCAAGUUGACAAAUUUGUGCAGCCGAUCGAAUCUCGAUUGUUUACAUGGGGUGCCCCACUCCACCAUCUUAACGCAUCGGCUAACUCCGCAUUGCCGCAAAAUAUUAAGUUUACGCACUUUCCUGUUGCCAACAUCCAUUCACGCUCCAAUCUUGGUAGAGGAUCAUCAAAGCCUGCAGGUGUUCGAUCGUAUGAUGGAAUAUUCGAUCAAGCCCUACCAGAGUUCCUAGACGACCUCCUGUUGAAGAACGGUACGCCGUACGCCACGAAGUCACUCUGCCAUUGUCCCACCUUAGCAAAGGACUCCUUCUCGAAGGUGAAGCUCGGUGAAACCCACAAUUUGGCAAGGGCACGCAAAGUGACGUUGCAGUACCGGAAGGUGAAGUCUCCAAGGAGACACAGAGUUAGGCGCUCUCCUAUGGGCUUGCAGUUAUUUCAUCUCACUCGCAUCACGCAUAAGAAAACAAGUAUAGUAAUACAAAUUGAAGCAAUUUACAACAACGGUCUCAAAAAUAAUAGUACACAAAUCACAAUGAAGUGA
This is a messenger RNA of Suillus clintonianus, 618 nucleotides long. RefSeq lists its product as uncharacterized. The record is from RefSeq and is a predicted model, not a curated record. The coding region runs from base 1 to 618 and encodes 205 amino acids. The transcript has 9 exons. Lineage: Eukaryota; Fungi; Basidiomycota; Agaricomycetes; Boletales; Suillaceae.